GAAGAAGCCUCCCAUCUGCGAAAGCUUCGGCCCCCACGGCCGGCCGGCCGCGGGUUUUGAAGCCAUUUCGUGCACAACGGCACGGCGCUAAAACGAGGCGAUGGACACGAGAAGCUCGCUGCAGCAGGGGGCGGUGGGGGCCAUUGGGUCGCUGCCGGGCACCAUCUGUGCGCACCCGCUGGACGUGGUGAAAAUCCGUUUGCAGACUACGGAUUGCGGCUCGCACCUCACCGCGGCGCGGAGCAUCUUCUACUCCAAGGGGCUCUGCGGGUUCUACCAGGGUCUGAUGCCAGCGCUGGAGCAACGCUUCCUGUCGCGAGGGCCCAUGUUCCUGGUCUCGGAGGUGUGCACCCAGCAGGUGUCGAAGCACUUGGCGUGCAACGAGCUGCAGGCGAGGGCCUGCGGGUCCAGCCUCAGCGGAUAUUUGGUAGGCUUCCUACAAGGCCUCCCCGAGUACCGGAAGAAGCUGUUGAGCCAGGGGGUGGUCACAGCAUCUGAUGCACGUUGGGGCCGUCUGUGUCAAGAGGCCUACGGCGCAGGGCUGUGGCGCACCGGCCUGCUGCGGCGCAUGCACGCGGCCGCGUUGUGCUGCUCCGCGUUCGACGGGACCUUCUUUUGCACCCGGGAUCUUCUUCUGCGGCAUUUCUCGCACCCCUUGGCCUACGGCCUGGCCGCGGCCGCGGCCGUGCUGGUGGCGUAUCCCAUCGACACCGCGGUGUCCAGGAUGAUGAUUGUUCCGCCGCGGCAACCGGUCGCUCGCCUGAGACACUACAUCUUCCCUGAUGCCCGAGCAUUUCGGGGCCUGCCCGCGCGCGCGGGCGAGUUCUUCAUCUCCUACGCAGUCACCGGCACGGUGGAGAUGCUGUUCCUCGCCUCACGGUGAGGUUGUGAGGUCUGAGAUGCAUCCACCGUAACGUUUGGGGUGUCCUAAAAGACGGUUGCCGGACUUUACCCUUCCUCCAACAAACAUAGCACCUG
Molecule: messenger RNA, 978 nt
Organism: Effrenium voratum
Lineage: Eukaryota; Dinophyceae; Suessiales; Symbiodiniaceae
Source: the annotation of a GenBank genome assembly